GGAAGGAAACGUAAGCAAAACGCAGUGAACGUCGAUGUCAUCAUAAUCCAUGAUCAUCAUCAUUAUAUGCAACAAUAUGGCCGCGCCCUGAGCAUAAACUGUAAACUUGUUGGAAACCACUGGGCUUGCUUGCUGGGCAUGCUUGCUGUUGCUUGCUAGUUUUGUCUGGAGUCAUAUUUGGUACAAUGGGUCGCCCUAUUCCGGUUCACGUGGUUGAGCCACACUUUCAUGCAUUGGAUCACAUUUACCGUGCCAUUGGGUCCAAGAAAUUGAACUUCGAUGGCCUGGUAAUGAUUCAUUUUGAUGCCCAUCCGGACCUUGUAAUUCCUCCCCAGCUCGAACCGCUAAAGAUUCAUGACCGUGAACAUGUAAUGUCAUCUAUUGACAUUGAAAGCUGGAUUAUGCCUGCAGCUUUGGCAGGUCACUUUGACCGCCUGCUCUGGGUUCGUUCACCCUGGUCAGAUCAGUUGCCCGACGGAGACCACUGCUUUCUAAUUGGCGAAAAGGAUGGACGUGCCAAGGUUUCCAGUGCACUGCCAUACUUCCUGAGUGAGUGUGCUUGGGCACCGAGUGAAGAACUGUCCGGCGCACACGGGGUGACUCUCAGGGUUCGGCCGCUGGACUGGUUACUCGCGCAGCGAUCCCAGAAUGAGGCCUGGCGGCCAAGCUCACGACAGCUGGUGUUAGACAUUGAUCUCGACUUUUACAGCACACAGGACCCCUUCUCACUCAUGUUCACUGCCAGCCAGAUGGCCAGGCUGCGAAAACUUUACCACUGGGACUGGCCCAAAGAUGUGUGUGAUGCUCAGAAGAUCAAGGAAGCUCAAGAGGGUCGUGCUAGGCAACUUGAACACCUGAGGACCUGUCUUAACUACCAGUUGCAUGACAGCAAAAACUUGGAGCAGCCAGACGAUGAAAACAGCCUCGAAGAGCCUUCAUACCCAGCCGAGCUGGUGGCUUUAUGCAGUGACCUGAGGGAACGACCCCCAAUCGGAGAAACUCUGCACGCCGAUUUGGUUCACGAUGCUGGUUGCACGUGCGACUUAGACUCUACAUUACCUCACCAUCAAAGCUCAAAGCAGGAAGUCUUGGAUCUCAUCGCCAACACAGCUCGUUUUCUCCAGAGCUUGUGUGCAGCACCAGCAGUGAUAACUAUUGCACGUUCCAGUGUUGAUGCUUACUGUCCGCCGGAACAAGUCGACUUCAUUCAACAUUCGGUGAUCGACAUGCUUAGGAGUGUGUAUGGUGAACUGGAAGUACAGUUAGAUUAUGACAGUGCUGGUGAUACAUAAUUUUUACACAUUGUAUGAAUUGAAAUGUGAGUGUGUAAAGCUGUUAGUAGUGUGCAAAUAUGGGUGAUGCUCAUGUGGCCUGUUCAAAAAUAGUAUAAAUACCGUCUGUCAGAGGCACCUGCAAUGUGGCUGUGUAUGCUAUUGUUGAAGUUGCAUUUCAGAAAGUUAUGAAAACGAUUUGCAAAUACUGUGAGGAAUCCUUUUGAAAAAAAAAAAAACAUUUCUGUAAUUAACCAAGCUUUCCAAUUCCAAACUGUAUGACCCAUUUUUAUACUGUCACUGUCAUUCAAGACGAACACAUUUUUUGAUAUCGCAGUGAUGGAGAACACAAAAGUACCUGUUUUCGAGGUUUGUGGUUGAUCCAGUCAACAAUGUGGACAGGUUUUCAUGUAUUUUGGGCAAGGACACAUUGCAGUGUAUGCAUAUCAGGAUGAGUAGUAGUGCAUAACAAAUGGAGUACAAGGUGCCACAGUACUGUUACGUGUUCUUUUCAAAAUGCACCACAAACAUGUGUGAAGCUUUCUCUACCUCAUGCAUUUCCACAGAACCUUUUUUUAACAAUACAGGCAUUCUUGAUUUCUGCCCCCGUCAGAAUUGGGCUGCCACUGCUUGAAAUCAAAUUUGCAAUUUUGUAUUUUGCAGUAGACUGUCAUAACCACUAUGGUAGCUCAGAAGUCUUUUCUGAAAAAUGAUUGCCUUCAAUUUUGCAAUAUAAACAUAUGCAUACAGUUUUUAAUUAAGUGAAAACUCUUGUGAAGCAACUACCGUAAAAACCGGACUAUAGGUCGAACUUGAAUAUAGGUCGACCCCCCAACUAACCGAUUCUAAAAAUGAAAAAAAAAAAAAAAUCUUUUUCAAUGGCAAAAGUACCGAAAGACACCCUUACCUUUAAACAAAUGCGACUCAGCCGGUUGCACAAUGGUGACAGUAUUUAUUUAAAUGCUGCUCCGUACCGUGAUGGUAAGGUGCUGACAAACACGCGGGUCGAUGGUCACACGAUACGAAGCCCACGGCAACCUGGCGGGUUGCCGUGGGCUUCCGCGUACUCAAUCGCCUUUUUCUUCAAGGCGACGGUGAAUUGCGGCCGGCUUCCGCUCAUUUUGAAACAAAAUGUGAAAAAGCAGCCUGAAUGCGAUGGCGAAGGCGGCUGGUGCUGUACACUUCAUCUGCCCAUUGUUGCAAGACUUCCGUAGUUUUUCCGCCAAUGUCCGGUAUAUAUGACGAGGGUGGACUUUUCGCAGUGGUUUUUUGAAAAAAAAGUUCGACCUAUAUUCCGGUUUUUACGGUACAUUUUGAAAUAUGAAAAUCUUUGUAUCCUUGGAUAAAUAAGUUACCCAAAUGUAGUUUGCACAGCUGUAGUUUGCAGCUGUAACCACAGAACACCCAUACAAACUCUGACAACUAUGCAGGACUUUAAAUGCUUUGUGAAAAAUUUCAUAAGAACCAGUUCAGCCCUUGCGCUGCUUCUGCCAAAGGAUAGCCAAGAUAUGUCUUUGUUUAUGGGUGUUUGUUAGAAACAAGCAUCCAAGCAAGCUAUGACCAAAUGUAUAUGCAUAAAGCAGCACCACACUCCUGGAAUAUAUCUUUAUACGCACAGUGCGUGUGGAGGUGGGCUUGGCAGAUAAAUUUGAUAAAAAAACGGAGCUAUGGCCAAUUAACUGCAGCAUUAGGUGACCUUAGCAAAUUUGUAUCUUGAUUGUGUUUCAACAUUUUCGACAUGUUAAAUUAAAGUGCAGUGGUUCAGCAAUACAAAUUGUUUCUCUGUCUGAACUUACACUCUAAAUGUACUUAUGAUGCAGCCACAUGCCAUUUUAUAUCAGUUUAUUUAGUAUUGUUCAGGGUGUCUACCAUCAGGGAAAAACCUGGGAAACCUGUCGUUUUCAGGGAACUUGGCAGUUCUGGAAAAUGUAGGUGAAAAACUGAUUUUUCACCCUGGUUGCUUUGAACCAUGGAAAUUGGUACCUACAGUGGUUAUGACAAAGCUAGUGGCAUACCAGAAGGAAGCAAGUUUCAUCAACUGCACUUAUGCAAUCUGUUGGUUUUGUGACCGAGCCUGGUUAUCAUUUUCUGUGUGCCAAUAUAUCGCUUUGUUGCUAGCUGGUGCUCCUUAGUUUGAAAUAUCUGUGCCAAAACAAAUGAGUUGAAGCAAUCUCCACGUGACUUGCCUCUCUCUUGAAUCAGCCAGUGCCGACGUCACACCAGAGGUUUCAUAGUCCACAACAGGUGUUACCACUUUGGUUUUCUUGUUUUUGUCAUUUUCUCACUUACAAAAGCUCUGUUCUUGCUACGAAUGACGAAUUCGUUAUUACAAAAGCCUUAUCUUUCAAUCUAGUUCAACUUAACAUUUUUAUUUAGUGUCUAUUGAAGUAAAUCCCAGAUAUUUACAGCUUACUGAUAGUAGUUGAAUAUUAUGAGCUGGCAUAGUAACUUUGCAAGUGAUAAACCACCCAUUUUGUCCUUGCACUUGAACCCCCACUCUAGUGUCAAACUGUCGGGGAAAACCUGGAAAAAUCGGAAUAGGAAAGUGCCGACAUAGCAGACACCCUGUGUAUUAGAACAGCAUUUCAUCAACUAAUUGUCAUUUCAAAUAUCUGCCUGUGAAAGCUUCCUGGUUGCCUGCCACCAUGCUAUUGUGGUAGAUCACGGAAAAAUGUACAUGCACUAUUACUGUGAUACUGUACUUGGAUUUCCAUUGUCCAAUUUAUCUAUUCCUUGAAUGAAGCUACAACUGGGAGCAUCAAUAAGACGGAUAAGAAACUUAGAAA
Molecule: messenger RNA, 4057 nt
Organism: Dermacentor silvarum
Lineage: Eukaryota; Metazoa; Arthropoda; Arachnida; Ixodida; Ixodidae
Gene: MESR6
Product: UPF0489 protein C5orf22 homolog
Exons: 3
Coding region: 186-1292 (368 amino acids)
Source: RefSeq, a predicted model, not a curated record